This is a messenger RNA of Cryptotermes secundus, 891 nucleotides long. RefSeq names its product charged multivesicular body protein 6-B. The transcript is spliced from 3 exons. The record is from RefSeq and is a predicted model, not a curated record. The coding region runs from base 262 to 567 and encodes 101 amino acids. Gene Ontology annotation, biological process: vacuolar transport. NCBI's taxonomy places the organism in Eukaryota, Metazoa, Arthropoda, Insecta, Blattodea, Kalotermitidae.
GCACAUGAAGCAUGGAGCUACGGAACCCACUGAUGUAGAUGCUACAGUUACGCGUCUACAGUUGUGUGUAGUCAGUGCACCUGUUGUUCAACUGUUUUUAACGGUCAUUCCUGGUCAGGCGUUUCGAAGAGUUCGAAGUGUUGGAAGUGUGGAGGAGAUAGUAUUGGUUUGGAAUUGUUUGUGUUUUAUUAAGAAACGUGUAAUUUAAUACUAUUUUUCUAAAAGAAGGAAUUUAAUUAGAUAUAAACUGUAUCAAUUAAAAUGGGGAUGUUGUGUAGUAAAUGUAAGACGCCAAGGAGUAGGGUUACAGAAUACGACAAAGCCCUUCUGCAACGAAAGCAGCAGAGAGAUAAUAUAAAAAAGUAUCAGAAGAAAAUAGAAGAAAAUCUGCAAAACGAUAGACAGCUUGCACGGAAACUUCUGAAAGAUGGACAGAGAGACCAUGCGAAGAUCGUGCUGAGGAGAACAAAAUGGCAAGAGCAAAUUCUUCAAAAGACUGAAUGCCGGCUGAAUACCUUGGAGCGGCUCUUGACAAAUAUGGAACUCUCGCAGAUUAUAUGCAGUUAAGGUUUUGUCGUUCCAAUAAAAGGAACUGAUGUACAUAGGUUACAUGCAGGGAAGGGUCUGCAUUUUAUUUUAGAGUUGUAUAUAUUGUGUUAUUUUUCAUCACCAUAUCUUUUUUUAACUAAGUUUGGUCUAAAGAGAACCCAUAUUUUCUCUCUUUAUGUGAUGUGGAAGUCACUGGGACACAGUAGCACGGUUGAGUCACCGUGCUACAAGCUGGAAAGUCAUGGGAUUUAUCCCGGUGAGGUCAUAGGAUCUUUUAAUUGACCUAGUCCUUCCAGCUGCAUUAUGGCUUUGGUGUCGACCCAGCCCUUUAACAGAAAUGAG